Aplysia californica (California sea hare) is the source of this 6140-nucleotide messenger RNA. RefSeq names its product BTB/POZ domain-containing protein KCTD9. The transcript has 12 exons. The record is from RefSeq and is a predicted model, not a curated record. Gene Ontology annotation, molecular function: protein binding. NCBI's taxonomy places the organism in Eukaryota, Metazoa, Mollusca, Gastropoda, Aplysiida, Aplysiidae. Gene Ontology annotation, biological process: intracellular signal transduction; protein homooligomerization. Bases 367 to 1557 code for a protein of 396 amino acids.
GAGGUUGCAAAGGGAGGAACUGGCUGGCCACUGACUCGCCGCGAGCGAACAAGGCCUAGCCAACCAACAGUCCAACACUCUCAAAAGCUAAAAAGGGCAGUAAACAUCGUUUCGGACUUCGGUUUCAGGUCAGACUCAGGGAAUCUGAAUGGACAUUGACAAGAGCCGGGGUUUGCUAAGUGUGAAAAACCAAGAUGACAUGAUAUAGACCUAGAUCUAGAUUAGAUCUUGAAGGCUAAGUCGUUUUGUGGUGUGAGAAAAUAAUAAUUUUUCAAGCCCAGAGCUGGAUACUGAGGGCCAGCAUUACUAGACUACAGUUAGUCUUCUUGGUUCAGUGAUCAAGUUGAGUACUGUUGAGCGCGAAGCAUGAGGAUCACCGUUUUCAAAAAUGGCAGCAGUUCUAAUGGACAGGUCAUUCUGGUUCCUCAUACUUGGUGUGCCCUGAGGGAACAGAUAGGAAAAAAGCUUCACGUUAACUUGCUGUGUUUGUUUAAUUCACACGGUGGUCUCAUUGAUGACUUGAAUCUGAUAAGAGAUGAUGAUGUCCUGUAUGCUUCUGAGGGAGAUCCAUUUUGUAGUCCUGUCCCUCAGCAGACUGUGGGCCAAGCUGUUUGUCAACAGGUCAACCUUAAGGCAGCAAAGUCUGAGUGGGUUAUGCUCAAUGUUGGAGGGAAACUUUUCACCACUACGAGGAGCACUCUUACCAGGUUUGAUCCGGGGAGUAUGCUGGCCAGGAUGUUCAGCACUGACUCAGACAUCGAGUGGAGCAGCAGUGUGGACGAGUCUGGGGCGUACUUGAUUGACAGAAGUCCCUUAUACUUUGAGCCAAUCAUCAAUUACCUGCGGCACGGGAAGCUCAUCUUGGACAAAAAUGUCAAUCCAGAGGGUAUCUUGGAGGAGGCGAAAUUCUUUGGCUUGACUUCCCUGAUUGAGACACUGGAAGAUAUGAUUGAGCGGGAUCAGCUUCCAGAUGACAACACGCCCAUCACAAGACGAGAUCUAGUGUUGAGACUUUUGUCCACUCCCACAAACAAAGAGCUAAGAUGUCAGGGUAUGAACUUUUCAGGUGCCAAUCUUUCCAAGCUUGAUCUGAGAUACAUCAACUUUAAGUAUGCCAUUCUCAAGAAUGCAAACCUGACUGGGGCCAAUCUGUCGUACUGUAACUUUGAGAGGGCAGAUCUGUGCAAGGCAACAGUGGAUUCGGCCAGCCUUUUGGGAGUAAAGAUGCUGUGUGCGAACCUGGAAGGCACUUCAAUGAGAGGCUGUUACUUUGAGGACCCAGCAGGAAGCAGAGCUAAUAUGGAAGGUGCACUCAUGAAAAACGUGGACCUUGAAGGUAGCCACAUGGCUGGUGUGAAUCUCCGAGUAGCUACACUGAAGAAUGCCAAUCUUCAAAACUGUGAUCUCAGGGGAGCUGUGUUGGCUGGUGCUGAUUUGGAGAAUUGUGAUCUGACUGGCUGUGAUCUUCAAGAAGCCAAUCUACGUGGGGCAAAUUUGAAAGGAGCAACGUUUGAGCUGAUGCUUCAUCCUUUACACAUGGCACAAACUGUGAGAUAGGAGUUCCCAUCUUUUGCUGGGGUUGUCAAACGUAGUGUUUGAGCCAGCAUCUUGUUAUAAGUGUAGUUUUCUUUUAAAAAGGCCUGUGGAUCAUGUUGUGAGUAUAAUGAGGGCCUCUGCCUAUCUUGUGAUAUAUCUUUCAAUGACCUUGCAUUGCCACCGUACCGUUGCUUAUUGUUCCACGUGCAAUGCAAUGAGAAGUCUUUCAAAUUGAGGUGAAAAGUUUGCUGGAGUAGAGGGGAAAAGAUGAUGUUCUUUGUUUUCCUCUUGUCUUUGUUUUCUUUUCGAAAUGAAAAGAAAUUAUUUUUGAAUGUGGACUUUUGGAGCGUAUACAUUUACAUUUACCAUUUGUCUGAUCUCUUUCUGUUUGUUGUGUUUGUGGAACUUGAUCUCAUUUCCUUCAUGUUGUAUGUUUGCCCCCUGAGUUUCAUGCAAUAACCGCUGUAGUUGUUCAUGAGCUGACGACACCCAGAAUAACCAGGUUUUGACUCUUAAAUUUUUAUAGCUUGGAGUUUAAGUGUCUGCUGCCUCCCCGUAUACCCGCUCUACAUCAUAUGUAAAGCUUCAACCCUAUUUCCUUUAUUUUCAGGUGGUUGGAGGGCACUACUGUUAAGUCCUACUUCUUUUCUAUCCCAAUGUUGUCUAUCUGUCUUUGUUCCCUGCACUAUCGUGUCGAUGUGCUUCUCUUCACUUAAAUUGAAACCUUUUCUUUAUGUACGGAGAAAAAUAUGUUUAUUUUGUUCAUCAUUUGAGGGGAAUAGUUCUGAUAGUGAUAUAGUUUAUUAUAAUAUCUCAAAAGUGAGUGUAACUGAGAAAGAACCUUGUUAUUCUGGGUCAUGGUACAUAUGACCAUGAUUAAUGUACUGGCUGAGAUACUGCAGCCUUGUUGGGAACACUUUUUGGAGAGCAGUUUUGUCUAUCAAUGGAAAUAACCUGUUUGAGAUUCUGUUUUACUUUUUUUUUUAAACCCAGGUCGGUGAUUGCUAUAUAUAUGAAUGUUUUGUUAAAACCUCUAGUCUACCACACCAACACCAAAGUUGUUGCUGACCACUAGUGUUUGAUGAGAAUUUAUAUGUGUAUGUUAUAUACUUUGAAUCUUGUCUUUUUUAAAGUUUUUUUUAAAGAUAAUUUCAUUUUUAUUUUGUUUUGUUUUUUGUUUUUAUUAUAUGAAGAUAAAGUAUAGGUUCUCUCUUUAUGUUUAUAUCUUUAUGUUUUAUAUAUGUAUAUAUAUAUAUAGUCAAACCUGUCCACGAUGGCCAUCUGUUUCAGAGGAGAAAAGAGAUCAUCAAAGACAGGUGGUUGCCUUGGGACAGUAUCAUUAUAAUUAUUAUUUAGCAAAUACGCAAGAGGGAAAGUAGAAGGGGUCAUUUAUAUAUAUAUAAAGGUCGUUGUUAGAGGAGGUUGGUGUCAAGGGCGGGAGCCCAGGGGGUAAUGAAAUGAUGUUAAGGUUCUUGGGAAGCGGAGACAACCUUCUUCCCACUAGGUACACAGUACUCACUGCCACAAUCCCUUUUCUCGCAAGAGUGGUUUCUUUCUCAAACUUUCUUACACGCCACAAAAAUGUCAACAUAAUACGCACAUUGCCGAAUUGCCCCAAAACAACCUACACAAUAGUCGCUAAAUAGAUCCCAGUGUUCUGAGCUCCAGAGAAGAACAGGGUUUAGAGCAAAUGGCAUCGUAUCAGGAUUUAAGCUGGGAGGAACUAGGAGUUGAGUCAGAAUAAUCUCCCUUUACUUUUAAAUCCUGGUUGGAUCUGUGCUGAGUGAACUGUCCCUGUUAUUAAUCUAAUUGACCAAUGAAAGUAGUCCAAACUAUUUAAUUGAUCAAUGGAAUUAAUUGUCUGAACAAUCUGAUAGACCAAUAAAAUUAUUUUAACAAACUGAUUGACCAAUAGAAUUAGUCAGAACUAUCUGACUGACCAAUGAAAUAUGUCUGAACAUGCCUGAAUUAUUUGACCAUUAGCUUUGCUACAUCUGGAGUCCACACCAUCCUCUUGCUGUGUAAUGGUGCCAUGCUUUGCUUUAAACCUGUAAGUGUUGUCAAGUUUUCCAUCGAGGAUAGCUGGUUGUAACCUUUCUACUAAUACCGCAGUAUUACAUUUUUCUUGAUCUUUCAUUUUUAUUUACUUUGUUUCUUAGGUUCUUCAUGUCUAUUAAUUAAUUUUGUUCCUUUUGUUGAUUUGUGCUGUACCGGUACUUGUUGCACCUUAUUGUAAACAAGUAUACUUCUAGCUUUACACUUUGACUUGUCACUUGCCUAUAUAUAUUGAUUGUUUUCUGUCUAUUGUCAUUUUUCUGCUAUGCAGAGGAAGUUGUACUCACAAUGUCAUACAUUUAUUGUAUACAUAGAUUGAUAAUGCAGGUAUGUAUUGUAAGUACAUACUGACUGAUCAGUGUAAGACUCUGUCGUACAUCACUUUUCAAAAUGGCGCAUGGCCUAAUCUUACACUGAGCAGUGGAUACAGGCACACACAUUUAAGCCCCGGUUACAUGCAACCAUAAAUUGUACCAGACUCGUCGUAUGCGAGAACUGUCCGUUUUAUCGAACUGUUUAGUCUGUUUUUACACGCUCCAAUCUAUCGUCCAGUUUUCUUUCGAUCAGGGAGAUUCCUCAUCAGAAAGCCACCAUACACAACUUCACCAUUGAUGAUCAAUUAAAAAAUAAAAUUACUAAAAUUUACAUAAUAUCGCAUUAAAUCAGGUUCCCUGUGAGGUACUGUACUUAUUUUGAGACGCUGGUUCAGAUUAUGAAAUCAGUUUUUAACUGCGAUAAUCAUUGAAAAAAUUUUGAGCCCGAAGUUUAGUCCUGGGCAGCGGCACAGCGCGUCUCCCCCAAAUCUGACAGUGAUAGCACGAAAAAUAUAAAGCAGCACUUGAUUUCUCGACCGAUUCUCCAAGCCAUCGUCUAAUUGUCCAAACUUUGUACAAUUUUGUGGUUACACCUAAUGAUUUGUCUCAUGAUCGAUAGAUCGUCCAGGUUUUGCACAAUUUAUUGUCAUGUGUAACUGGGCAGUUAUGUGUAUGUUGAUCUGGCUGCACUUUUACUGAACAAUAAAUGACAGACUUGAAAUGAUGAUGAAAAUAUGCCUCUUAGUCUCAGGUAUGUGCAAUAUUCAAAUAAAGAACCGCUUGUUUCUUAUCUUUGAAAGUUUUUUUUAUAUUGAAAAACAGCUAGAAAAAACUUUUCUUAAGAUACCAAGGGGAUGCAGAAAGAACAAAUGGACCCAUAACUAAAAGUCAUCUCACCAGUUUCCCGCCUUUACUUGCCUGUGGUAUGUAAGGUAUGGCAAAAAGGAUAUCAUUACUUCCGAAAAAAAUUUCCAGUAUUUUUUUACCUACCCGUUCUCCCUUUUGCUGAUAGACUUAAAAUAUGCAAAUCUGAAAUUAUUUAGUGUCUUACUUUUUCCCCAAAAAUAUUGUGCAGUGGAUGAGAUCAAGGGAUGCUUUGAAGAUUAAUUGUUCAGUUUUAGGCAGUCAAAGAAUGUUCGGUGUACUAGAAGAUGAGUUGCUCUUCGGUUUGACUAUUUUGAGAUUCGAUAAAAAGUUUCAAUAAUGCCGGUUUCCACAUCUAUAUUAACCAGCGUCUAGAGAUAGCGGUUUGGCAAAAGUUGUCCCAUGUAGAAAUGUAGAAGACCCAAGUGGGGUGAAUUUUUAUUAUCUCUUGUCUUUCUGCUGGGGUGUUCUAUCCCUCUCAACCUAGGUUAGCCCUGACAGGCAGGGACGGAGGCUAGCCUCCUUAAUGAUCACGUCAUUUAAAAGAAAUAAAUUUAUAUCUAUAUUAUGGCAGGACAGAUACUGUUCUCUUUCAAUAAAGGAAGUAUCUUAAAGGGAAUGAGUGAAGAACGUUCAAAAGAGAGCUUUCAUUUGACUAGAAUUGAAACAAAUCAUCUUCAUCAGCACCUUGUUGCGAUGUCUUAAUUGGUGUAGAUUGUGAAGGAUAUUUUUCCUUCGUAAGAUGAAGCGUCUUUUGGUGUACAAUCUUACAGUGUACUUUACACAGGUUUAGGAAAGAUUUUUCUUUAGUUUUUUUUUAGGGACCUUGUAUGUACUCCUUGUGAGUUAUCUUCUUUCAAAAAAAUAUCCUCAUCAGUUUGACCAUAAUAAACUUCUUGUGAGUUACCCCCCUUUUCUCCAAUACGGUCUGGGGGUAUCAAAAUAAUAAUGUUAUUAGUCUUGUGUAUCCAAAGAUUGUUUGACCCGAUGGAGAGUUCACCCUAUGGUGAUAACGUUGGCAGUAUGCCACUCUUACAAUGAUGUUUGUUUGUAACACCGUGUUUUAUUAUAUUGAUUCACUGCAUUUGGAAGUGCACAUAUUCAUCUCUUGCCAUGAUCUGUUAGAAUUUUUUAAAAAUCAAGUUACAGUAAGGAAUUCAUGUUUAAAUGAUCUAUGAAUGCUGUUUCAAAACCAUGAAAAGUUGUUUUAACGAACUAUUUUUUUAUAACUAUGUUGCUUUUGAGUGUCUCAUACAUCAAGAAAAGUGUUGUUGUUAGUAUUUUUAUUAUAUUAUUAUUGAGAGUACCUUGUGUUUGCAAAACAUUCCAGACUAAUGGGAAUAAAAAAGUGUAGUGCAUUUUGCAAAUUUA